GUAAUAUUAUUAAAAUAUAUUUUUGUCAUCAAAGUGAACAAGUAGUUUUGUUUUAUUAAUUUAAUUGGUAAUAUCACAAAGUAUGCUUUUGUCAACUGUUUUAUUUGCCUCAAUUGUGCUCCAGUUAACAACGACAACCACAGCUGAAUGGAAAUCAUGUUUCGAUGAUUCUUGUCCAAUAAAGAACCUUGAAUUUUCCGACGAAUCUAGUUCUAAAAACGAUAAAGGCCUGACAGAUAGUUGGAAAAGGGCUUAUGCAACUUUAAAUGACAACCCAGUCUCCUUUUCAUUGGGAUAUGCCGAAUCUGGUGGUGUUGAUCGAUUAGACGCAAUUGCUUGGGGAGAAGGCGAUUCAAAUGUUUUAUUCACUUGUGGUCCUGUAGCUACAACAGUUGCUCAUUUCAUUAUCUACCCAAUAAUAAAUGGAACCGCAAUUUAUGUCAAUGGUAAAGAAUAUUGUUCCUGGUCAGUGGAUAUAAACAACUCUUCAUAUCCUUUCGAACUGAUUGAUCCUCCUCAAUAUUACAUCUCACAAAGUGGAUACCAAAUCUAUUACAACUUAAACCAAACUGUUCCUAUUGCUGCAGCUAACUACAGUCAGUUACCUGAAAGUGUUGAACCAUUUGUUGAUGGAUAUCGGUACAAAGCUGUUGGAUCUGAAAAGUAUCUGUUGGUUGCUAGAGAAGCAAAUAAGUCGAUUGAUUUCUUGUUAAAAGUGAAUGGAGAAACUCCAAGAUUGAUUGAAGUUCACCUAAUGAAUGACAUAAGUCUAGUUAUUGAGUGCAAUUUUAAGGAACGAGACAUAACUGCAUAUGCAAAAAUUUAUGCGGUAAAAAACAAUUUAUGGAAUCGAAUACGAGAUGCCAAAAUCGAUGGAAAUGAGUGUCGAUGGUCAUUACCUGAUUCUUUCGAUACUCUUUAUGGUCCAGUAAAUCUUAAGGAAACAGCUUAUGAAUUGGAGAUAAUUGAGAACAAUAUGUUUGUUCAUCUUAAUGAGUAUAAUUUCAAAAUAGCAACACUCACCUCUGUUUAAACUAAAUUAAUUACGAGUUUUGUUUAAAAUGCAUCGUAAAAAUAAACUUACAGUAAAAUUGAUUGCACGAAAAAAUGCUCUUUUCUUGAAGUUUAAGAUUAAAUAUAUUAAAAUAAUUAAAAGAUCGAUGUAAUAAA
Tetranychus urticae (two-spotted spider mite) is the source of this 1170-nucleotide messenger RNA. The record is from RefSeq and is a predicted model, not a curated record. Lineage: Eukaryota; Metazoa; Arthropoda; Arachnida; Trombidiformes; Tetranychidae.